UGUUGACCAUGGGGUGUGACCCUUCUGAGAUUUACCGACCAGAUCAGGAGGUUGAGAGUGGGAAGUCAAAGGAGGACUACAGGAAUUUCAAGGAGGGGCCGCUGACGGAACGAGUAUACAACACAUACCUGCUCAUGCAUACCAACCAGACAGUGGAAUUUGUACGGAAGAAGAAUGAGGAGUACGGGGGCUGCAGCCUCCGUCGGAUGACCAUCAUGGAGGCCUUGGACCUGCUGGGCAAUGUGGUAGAUGAGUCAGACCCGGAUGUUGAUUUCCCCAACUCCUGUCAUGCCUACCAGACAGCAGAGGGCAUCCGGAAGGUGCACCCUGACAAAGAUUGGUUCCACCUGGUUGGACUUCUUCACGACAUGGGAAAGGUCUUGGCCCUUGCUGGUGAGCCACAAUGGGCCGUGGUGGGGGACACCUUUCCGGUGGGCUGCAAGGUCCAGGACUCUGUUGUCUUCAGGGACUCCACUUUCCACGACAACCCCGACAUGAAGGACCCCUUGUACAACACUAAGUAUGGGAUCUACCAGCCUCACUGUGGCCUGGAGAAGAUCCUGAUGUCCUGGGGCCAUGAUGAAUACAUGUACAAAGUGAUGAAGCACAACAAAUUUGCCCUCCCUCGGGAGGCUUUCUACAUGAUCCGCUUCCACUCCUUCUACCCCUGGCACACGGGAGGAGAUUACAUGCACCUCUGCAGUGACGAGGAUCUCCAGAUGCUGCCCUGGGUGAAAGAAUUCAACAAGUUUGACCUUUACACCAAGUGUGAAGAGCUGCCUGAUCCACAGGAGCUGAAGCCCUACUACCAAGGCCUUGUGGAAAAGUAUUGCCCAGGCCAGCUAUCCUGGUGAUCCUCCAAAUGGGCAUCACUUCCUCCUCACUGGCCUGGCCUCUUUGCUGAGGUUUCCAGCCUCACCUGCAAAACUGUGGAUGUGUCAAUCUCUUGGGUGGCUUCACUCCCUCAUGCCAAGUUUUCUGCAUGGCUUUUAAAAGCGGGUGAAGUGCAUUCAAAAUGACU
Messenger RNA from Rhineura floridana, 1021 nucleotides. It is a transcript of the gene MIOX, whose product is annotated as myo-inositol oxygenase. Gene Ontology annotation, biological process: inositol catabolic process. NCBI's taxonomy places the organism in Eukaryota, Metazoa, Chordata, Lepidosauria, Squamata, Rhineuridae. Bases 9 to 854 code for a protein of 281 amino acids. Gene Ontology annotation, molecular function: inositol oxygenase activity; iron ion binding. Gene Ontology annotation, cellular component: cytoplasm. The record is from RefSeq and is a predicted model, not a curated record. The transcript has 10 exons.